Messenger RNA from Plasmodium gaboni, 1554 nucleotides. RefSeq names its product putative LETM1-like protein. Gene Ontology annotation, molecular function: ribosome binding. Lineage: Eukaryota; Apicomplexa; Aconoidasida; Haemosporida; Plasmodiidae. Gene Ontology annotation, biological process: intracellular monoatomic cation homeostasis. The transcript is spliced from 4 exons. Gene Ontology annotation, cellular component: mitochondrial inner membrane. The annotation marks the transcript as partial. The record is from RefSeq and is a predicted model, not a curated record.
AAAAAAAUUAUAGUAAAUGAAAAAGAAACAAAAAUAAUCAAAUUAUGUAAUAAAGGUAAUAAAGCUUUAAAAUGUAUUUUAUCAAUUUUAAAAAAAACAUGUAGUCAAUUAAAAAUUAUUAUAUUACAACCUUCUAUAUUAAAAGUUUAUUAUGAAUCUAUAAAAAAAAAUAUAAAACAUACUAUAGUAUGGGUAAAAACAGGUAUACUAUUAUUUUUAACAAAUAUGAAAAUAUCAAAAAAUUUAAUUAUUAAAAGAUUGAAAGGUUAUAGAUUAUCUUAUUCAGAAUAUAAAUUAUUAAUUAGAACUAUGAAUGAUAUGUUUAAAUUAAUACCAUUCUCUUUUUUUAUAAUAAUACCAUUUGCUGAAUUUUUGUUACCCAUAUUUUUAAAAAUAUAUCCUAAUCUUUUACCUUCCACUUUUAAAAACGAUGAUAAUUUUAAUAAUAUCAAAAAAAAUCUAUAUGCUAAAGAACAACUAGCCAAAUUUUUACAACAACUUAUAGAAGAAAAAGAAAAACAACUCAAUGAAAAUAUAGGAAUCGAUUCAGAUAAAAAAAAAAAUAUUCUAAAUAAAUUCCAUCAACAAUUAAUUAAUAAAGAUGAAAAAGAUAUCAAUCCUUUUCUUAGUGUUAAUGAUACUUUAAAAAUUGCUAAAAUUUUUAAAGAAGAUUUUGUAUUAGAUCAAAUGAACCUAAAAACCUUACAAACAAUUUGCCAUCUCUUAGGAUUGAAACCAUAUGGUAUACAUUAUCAUGUUGUAUUACAAUUGAGACACCAUUUUUUAAGACUACAAAGAGAAGAUCGAGAAUUAAUAUAUGAAGGAGUUGAUAAUUUAAAACAUAACUCAUUAGUAGAAAUAUGUAAAGAUAGAGGAAUGAACUUUAAUACAACCGAAAAAGAAAUGAAAGUUCAAAUACAACAAUGGUUACAACUAGCUAGUAUUAAAGAAGUUCCUUAUAUUCUUCUUUUAUAUAUUAGAUGUGUAGUUGUAACACAUGCCAUCAUGGAUAUACAUGACGAACAAAAAAAAAAUGAAAACAAACAAAAUGUAAACAACAACAAUAAUAAUAAUAAUAAUAAUGCUAAUAGUUCUGAUAAUAAUAAUAAUCAUGCUAAUUCAUCAAACAUAGAUGAUAAACAAAAACUCAUACAAGAAGCUAAAGAAAAACUAGAUGAUUUGAAAAUGAAAGAACAAGAAAUUAAAAAAAAUAUUAACAAGCAAACGGACGAAGAGGAACUACACAAUAAGGAGAAUAAUGCUAAGGUGGAUUUUGUUAAAAAAAAUAAAUAUAUGCAAAAUGAGUUAAAUAUGUUGAAGCGUAUAUGUGACUUGCAGCACAAAGAACUUAAAAUUGCCUUUACCUCCUUAACAGAACUCGCCGAAAAAAAACAAUCAUGCGACAUUAACCAACUAAUAAAAAAUAUGUCCCAAAGAUUGCUAGAUAUUGAAAAACACAUCAGCGAACUGAAUGUACAUAAGCAAGUGGAAAUGGAUGAAUAUUUUUAUCCAGAGGAUGAAAAAACUGAUGAUUCUUUGAAUGCAAAAAAUUAA